Molecule: messenger RNA, 1543 nt
Organism: Zingiber officinale
Lineage: Eukaryota; Viridiplantae; Streptophyta; Magnoliopsida; Zingiberales; Zingiberaceae
Product: alpha/beta hydrolase domain-containing protein WAV2-like
Exons: 8
Coding region: 97-1035 (312 amino acids)
Biological process (GO): proteolysis
Cellular component (GO): membrane
Molecular function (GO): palmitoyl-(protein) hydrolase activity; serine-type peptidase activity
Source: RefSeq, a predicted model, not a curated record
CUCCUUUUUCCCAGAGGCAAAAACCGUCGAGACCUGGUCGCGGGAGCUCCUCCCCUGUCGCCGGUCAACUGCUCGACCGAGUUCCCGGAGGCUGCGAUGGUAUCGUUCCUUAAGGCGCUAGUGUAUGGUGCGGGCGGUGUGGUGGUGGUUGGGAUGGCAGCGCUGGUGGCGUUGCAGGAACGGUUGGUCUACGUUCCAGUGCUCCCCGGGCUCGCCCGCGCCUACCCCAUCACGCCUGCGCGGCUUCGACUCGACUACGAAGAUGUUUUCCUUCACGCUUCGGAUGGCGUCCGCCUGCACGCCUGGUUCGUCAAGCAGUCUCCUUGGAAGCCAGGUGAAUAUGGCCCAACAGUUCUUUUCUUCCAAGAAAAUGCUGGCAAUAUUGCUCACCGUCUUGAAUUUGUACGGAUAAUGAUGCAGAGGCUUCACUGCAAUGUGUUCAUGCUUUCUUAUAGAGGGUAUGGGGAAAGUGAUGGCUACCCAUCACAACAUGGCAUUAUAAAGGAUGCCCAGGCAGCUUUAGAUCAUCUUAGUCAGAGAACUGAUAUUGACCCAUCAAGAAUAGUGGUCUUUGGAAGAUCUUUAGGUGGUGCAGUUGGAGCUAUGCUCGCGAGGAAUAAUCCUGACAAGGUUUCUGCUAUCAUAUUGGAGAACACAUUCACUUCCAUCCUUGAUAUGGCAGCUAUGAUGUUUCCUUUCCUAAAGUGGUUCAUUGGUAGCAAUGGGCCUAAAGGCCCAAAGAUUCUUAAUUAUUUUGUUCGCUCACCAUGGAGCACCAUAGAUAUCAUUGAUAAGAUUGAACAGCCUAUUUUGUUUCUAUCUGGGUUGCAAGAUGAGUUAGUUCCCCCUUUGCAGAUGCAGAUGCUGCACUCUAAAGCUAUAGAAAAUAACUCGGAUUGCAGAUUUGUGGAUUUUCCAAAUGGCAUGCACAUGGAUACAUGGUACUCUGGUGGUGAUCGGUAUUGGCGAACAAUCCAGUUGUUCUUGGACCAGUAUGUUGCAGAGUUCAAAGAAUUUAAUGCUAAUGCAAAGUAGGUGACCACAAGGGGAUGUGGCAACAAGGUGAUCUGCAAUACUUUAGACCAGCUCUGUGUAGUAUGCAAACCAAACGCCAAAGAUGCUGCAGCAAUUCUAUAUUUAAACGUGACCAACCAGCCAUCUGGUUGUGCUGUUCAUCAAGGCAGUUCAGCAAGUUUUUUUAAGCACACAGAAAAUGUGGAAGGUGUGGCUAUCAUCUGCUUCGGCUUCCCACAACUAAAUACCUAACAGAUUUGUUUGCAUGGAAUAAAUUUGAGAGUUUAACCGACACAAUCAUCAUACCUGUAAUUUUGUCAUUAGAAUAUUUUGGGGAUCAAAGAACCUAAUGUGGACACAAAGUAGAUAACAGUGGUAAGUGAUUAGAUCUUCCCUAGCUAUCAAGUGCAAUGUGCUCAUGGGUCUGACUGCACCAGAAGUUGUAAAUUUAAUAUUUACUGCUAUAUGGAUAGUUGCACUAUUUGUCUAAUGUGCAAUUCGAUAAGGUGUUUGUGAGCCAACAGCCUAA